This is a messenger RNA of Ictidomys tridecemlineatus (thirteen-lined ground squirrel), 4832 nucleotides long. Lineage: Eukaryota; Metazoa; Chordata; Mammalia; Rodentia; Sciuridae. The record is from RefSeq and is a predicted model, not a curated record.
GACUUCCGGGAUUGCUGAGAGGCCCUGGGCUGCCAUGUCCUGAGAAGGCCCUAGGCCUGCUCUCCUGGGGACCAUGGUGCUGCCCUCGAGGUUACACUGGAUCCGAAACAGGCCAUGGAGGGACCGGAUCCGCAGGCGCCAGCUCAACCGACUGCCAACCAGACUCCCAGAAAUCAUGUUGGUAGGAUCCCAGUCCUUCUCACCAGGAGGGCCCAAUGGGAUCAUUAGGAGCCAGUCCUUCGCGGGGUUCAGUGGCCUUCAAGAAAGACGAUCCAGGUGUAACUCCUUCAUUGAAAAUUCCUCAGCUCUCAAGAAACCCCAGACCAAAUUGAAGAAAAUGCACAACUUAGGACACAAAAACAACAAUCCUCCCAAAGAGCCCCAGCCUACAAGGGUGGAAGAGGUCUACAGGGCCCUGAAAAAGGGACUCAGUGAAUACCUGGAUGUUCACCAGACGGAGCUGGACAAGCUAACGACUCAGCUCAGAGACAUGAAGAGAAACUCGCGCCUGGGUGUGCUGUAUGACUUAGACAAGCAAAUUAAAACGAUCGAGAGAUACAUGAGACGCCUGGAGUUUCACAUUAGUAAGGUGGACGAGCUCUACGAGGCCUACUGCAUCCAGCGACGUCUCCAGGAUGGCGCCAGCAAAAUGAAGCAGGCCUUCGCAGCGUCCCCCGCCAGCAGAGCUGCCAGGGAGAGUCUGUCGGAGAUCAGCCGGAGCUACAAGGAGUACACGGAGAAUAUGUGUGCCCUGGAAGCGGAGCUGGAGAAUCUGCUGGGGGAGUUCUCCAUCAAGAUGAAAGGUCUGGCCGGCUUCGCGCGCCUCUGCCCUGGAGACCAGUACGAAGUCUUCAUGAAGUGCGGCCGGCAGAGGUGGAAGCUGAAGGGCAAGAUAGAGGUCAACGGCAAACAGAGCUGGGAUGGGGAGGAGACCGUCUUCCUGCCCCUGAUCCUCGGGUUCAUUUCCAUCAAGGUCACAGAGCUCAAAGGGCUGGCGACUCACCUCCUGGUGGGCAGCGUGACCUGUGAGACCAAAGAGCUGUUUGCAGCCCGACCGCAAGUGGUGGCCGUGGACAUCAACGACCUGGGAACCAUCAAGCUGAACCUGGAAAUCACCUGGUAUCCCUUUGACGUGGAGGACACGACCCCAUCCUCGGGGGGUGCGGGGAACAAGACGGCAGCGCUGCAGAGGAGGAUGUCCAUGUACAGCCAGGGCACCCCGGAGACGCCCACCUUCACAGACCACUCCUUCUUUGCGAAUCUGUCCGAUGACAUCUUUGAAACUGGGAAGACGGCGGAGGAGCCAAGGCCACUCUCCCUCAGCUCCUGUGACCUGCCCAAUGGGGACUGUGCCCUCCCCUGCAGCUCUGCUGCGUCUCCCUCCAGCUCAGCGAAUCCAGAAAUCACCAUCACCCCUGCAGAGCUCAGCCACACCAGCCCGCCUUCCCAGGACCAGGGAGGGGAUGACGGCAGCUCGGCAUCUUCCAGGAACUCCUCGGGAGAAGGCCAGGAACCCGAGUCACCCCUGCAGGAGGACCCAGCGGAGCCCAGGACACCCUCCGCGCCCACGGCUCUGGGGGCUGAGCGCCUGUUCCUGGAGAAUGCAGUGGCCCAGGCCCUUCUGCAAGAGUCGGACGAGGCCUCGGAGCUCAAGCCUGUGGAGCUGGACACUUUUGAAGGGAAUAUCACCAAGCAGCUGGUCAAGAGGCUCACCUCGGCCGAGGGGCCGGCAGCCACAGAGCGUCUGCUUUCUGAGGACUCGGCCAGUGGGGAGUCCUUCCUGGAUGGCAGCUUGGAGGACGCCCUGAGUGGGCUGUUCCUUGCUCUAGAACCACAUAAGGAGAAGUACAAGGAGUUUCGGGAUCUGAACCAAGAGGUCAUGCAUUUGGAUGAUAUUCUAAAAGUAAGUGCCUUUUCCGAGAAAUUGGAUCAGGUGUGCAGAGAGCUGUCCUAGACCAACUGUUAAGAUGGCAUAUCUUUCUUCUUCCCCUCCCCUCCGCCUCAUCCUUCUCCUCCUCCUCCUAAGCCCUAUCCAGUCACAGGAUCAAGAGGUAAUCAUCAUGUAAAUGGCAGUGAUUAUUGAUGCCACUUAGACAUAUCCACUUUUAUUUCCCUGACAACAGAUCAACUUCACUAAACUGAUUAGGAGCUCGUUUAAAAGCUCAUAAGACUGUCUAAACCCUUCUAGUCCCAGAGCUCAUCAUUGUGAUCCUAAAUGUGAAACGCUGGCACAGUAACCAGCACAGCCUCACAGAUGUUACUGGACAGGGUCCCUCUCGGGAAAUAGAGGAGCCCUCCCCUGGUGGGAGUCCCAGCUGGUCAGCCCCAGCGUGAGAGCCACGGCACCCUGUCCUCCAGCGGUGAUCCCUGAUAGAAGAAACCUCCCAUCUGCAAGUCGGGACCCCAGGUCAGCACUUAGUCAGCCCUCACACGCUGGAAGCCAGGGAAGGCCAGAGUUCACCAGAGAGAUUUUUCUCCAUCCAUGGGGAUCCGCUGAGAGUAAGGGGACGGAUUCCUCUUGGGUGGGAGGUCUGAGAACAAGAUCCUCAUCUCUGCUACAUCAGAAUGGAUCCGUCUUACCCCGGCAUGUGGAUUAACAUUUUUUAAAAUGCCGCACAUGAAGACAGAGCUUGAAUUUGUGCCCUGAGUCGCACUGCCACUGCUUGUAUUAUUGCUUUCCGACUCUGAUUCUUAUGAGCAUAUAGAAGGGAACUUGGAUCCUUUUUCUUGAAAGAGCAACUCCAUGGGGACCUGUCCUGUUGAACAGGCCUAAGAGUGAGGCUGCAGGCUGAGAAUCGGCCACAGGAGGCGGCCGCAGCAGUUUUCAGAGGCGGCCCUGCCAGUGGCGUCGGGAACUCCAUUUCCCAGGCUUUCCUGACCCUCUCAUCCCUCUCUGUCGAGUCCCACUGACCCAGCCCUGGAGAGGACUUGUGCCCUCCUAGGUGAUUAGUUAGCCUCUGACUCUGCAGGUGCUCAAAUGCUGGUGACAGGUUAGCUCCACUGUGGACGUAGCUCUGAGAAACAGGGAGGGGCAUGGGAAUCUGCUUUCAGUACUCGUAGCUCAAAGCCCCAUCUGAGGCCUUGGGCAUGGAGGCUGCUGAUCCGAUCCUGCACUGAGCAUCUUUUCUGCACAGUUGACCGCCUCUGCCUUGUGAGCCGAAGAGCUAAGACACAGGGCUGGCUGUAGCUCAGUGGAAGAGCACUUGCCUAGUAUUUAGGAGGUCCUCGGCUCAGUGCCCAGCCCACAGAAAGAAAAGACCUCAGGCAUGAACUGACCCUACCUAAGCAAUGCCUUUAGCAAGCCUGUGGGGGUCGCAGCUCCGUUCCAGGGGUCCAGGAUGCUGCUCGUCCAUCCAGAAGCAGUACGCACGGCAACCAUUAGUCUGUUCGAAAGGCUGGAGCUCAUGGAUUCCUUUCCGUUUGUUCUAAAACUUGCUAGUGAAAUCCUCAAUCACCCCUUUCUUCUUUAUAGAUGAUACCUAAACCUACCCAUCCUCUACAAGAUCAGGUUGUACAGAGGGCUAGCUUAGGAAAGAAGAGCCCAGACGCAGGUCGAGUCCAAAUAGCUCUCUGUCUCCCCUUGAGAUUGAAGGUGUCCAGAGGGUUUGGGGCAAGUGGCUUGGCAUCCAGCCAGAGUUAAAGCAGCAGCUGGACAAAGCUCUCUCUCCCCCCCCCCCACAUUCCUAGGGUGCUAAAACAUCUUGAGGAUCAGAAACUAAACGAAGCUGCCUCUUGGACGGAGACCCCUGAGGGCCAGUGGAGCCACUGUGAUUUAAAGCAGCGACAGACGCUUCCCCUGUGCUGUUGGGCCACCCUAAGUGCCCGAGACAGAGCCCUGCAAGGCCCCUCCUGCCUUGUGCUGGGAACUCAUCCAGCAGUGCCAGCGAGCAGCGUGGAGGACACGCAGCGCGCCUCCCUGGCAGGACUUGACCCCUUCCGUCCUCCGCAGCGUCCUCUUGAGCCUUUGGCGUCCUUGUCCCCUCUCUGUGCCUGUCACCCUGGUGUCAUCUUCGGGUCAUGUUUCUGCACAUGUCCUGCCACACAGUCUCAGGCCCCACGUCCCAGGGCCUGGCUAAGCUCAGGGAAGUGAGGCUGCUUCCCGUUGCGCCCAUAUCACUCAUUCGGCCCCCGGUGCCCAAGAAGCCACAUGCUGUGCCUGUGACCUCAGCUGUAGGCCUUCUCCAUAGGGAGUGUGGACUCCGUGAUCAGAGUGGCUUUGUGUGCUGGGACUUGCCUCCAGGACUCCCUGGAGAGCAGGUGCUUUAGAUAGACAGCUCUGGUCUCAGGACUUUGAAGACAUGGUCUCUUGAAAUUAGAGAUUGGAAUCAGCACUGACUUGGUGUCCCUUAAAUUUUAUCUGCUGGGUUUUGAUUUGUUGAGUUUUUUGGAGACUGGGUCUCACUGUGUUGCCCCAGGCUGGUCUUGAACUAGUGAGCUCACGUGAUCCUCCCGCCUCAGCCUCCCGAGCAGCUGGAACUAUAAGCAUGUGACCCUGCACGGGGCUGGCUGGCUGUGUGUGAUCUGGGGAUGAGCACGAGGUAGAGGGGAAUAUAGCCUUUCUGUUUCCCAAAAAUUUCUGGUUGACAUUUCUAAAAAUGUUUAUUAUAAAAAUUCCAAACACAAGUGGAUGUGCCCAUCCCCUCAGCCACAGUGGUCCUCAACGGUCAGCUCAUGGCCAGUCUUGUUUUAUCUGUUCCUCUACCUGUGUGUUUCUCUCUGGAUCAUUUUGGAACAAACCCCAGAUAUUGUGCCAUUUUUACCUGUGGUUGUACUUCUUUUUGGAAUAUGGAGAUUUUAAAUGCCAAUAAAAAAUAAAAGCUUGACAAAGGAGA